AUGUGCCGUCGAUUCUCUACUCGAAUGCGUUGUGGUUUAUUGGUAAGUUUAAUUUUGCCCGCUAUCACCUUCAUGUUGAAUGGUUAUGGUGAUAUCGUUCCACAAACGCAUGCGGGCAGAAUAAUUGCGAUUUUUGUUGGAGUAGUAGGAGCAAUCAUCUCAUCAAUCCUUAUAGCUGUCAUAUCGAGAAAUAUCCUCCUAUCUCAAGGACAACGCAAUGUUAAUAACUUCAUGCACGAUAGUAAAUUAACACGAGAGCACAAAAAUGCAGCAGCGAAGGUCCUACAGCACACAUGGCGCAUUCACAAAUGCCUUCGAAGUGGUCCUGAUAGCCGCCUGCGGACUUACCAACGAAAGUUUCUAAGAGCAAUACAUGAGUUCCGGGCCAUUAAGAACGAAAUGCGCGUGUUCUCCGAAAACAAUUCCGCAAAUAGCCAGCAAGUCACUCGCCUUGUGGCAGAAAUGCACUUUUCUAUGCAACGCCUAAUGUCGGCACAAGACGAGAUGAGAGCACAAAUUGAGGUCUUGCAAAGAGCUGUGCGAAAUCAUUACACGAAUAGUCAACAACGGUGUGUUUUCGCUUUUCAUCAUUAG
Molecule: messenger RNA, 594 nt
Organism: Strongylus vulgaris
Lineage: Eukaryota; Metazoa; Nematoda; Chromadorea; Rhabditida; Strongylidae
Source: the annotation of a GenBank genome assembly